This is a messenger RNA of Coccinella septempunctata (seven-spotted ladybird), 1963 nucleotides long. Its product is annotated as homeobox protein extradenticle-like. Lineage: Eukaryota; Metazoa; Arthropoda; Insecta; Coleoptera; Coccinellidae. Gene Ontology annotation, molecular function: DNA-binding transcription factor activity, RNA polymerase II-specific; RNA polymerase II cis-regulatory region sequence-specific DNA binding. The record is from RefSeq and is a predicted model, not a curated record. The transcript has a single exon. Gene Ontology annotation, cellular component: nucleus. Gene Ontology annotation, biological process: animal organ morphogenesis; embryonic organ development; regulation of transcription by RNA polymerase II. Bases 252 to 1295 code for a protein of 347 amino acids.
UUCUUCAUGAUUACAAACCUGUUUGACGUUUCAGGCAGCUUUUGUUCUUGUUGGGCAUCUUGGAUGCCUCUUUCCAUAACUGCUUUAACUUAUCAAUUUUUUGUAUUGAUUUUUUAUUUACAAAAUAUUCGUUUCCAAAUUUAUUAUCGUUUAUUUAUAGUGAUCGGGCGUUAUCUCGUAGAAAGUAUGUUGUUGUAGUGAUGCAUAUGUUUGUGUUAGAAUAACUUUGUAAAUACCACUUACAAAAUACAAUGGACGAACAAACGAGAAUGUUGACACAUGGAGGUUUGAUAGGGUCUCAUCCUUAUGGUAUGAAUAACCAUAAUGAUGCCUCCAACGAGAACGAUGGUGUUAAACAGCAUGAUAUCCUUGACAUUCUACAGCAAAUAAUGAGCAUCACUGAUCAAAAUUUAGAUGAAGCUCAAGCUAGAAAGCAUACAUUGAAUAGUCAUCGCAUGAAACCAGCACUCUUCUCAGUGCUUUGUGAAAUCAAGGAGAAGACCGUAUUAUCACUAAGAAAUGUACAGGAUGACGAUCCUCCAGAUCCUCAGUUGAUGCGGUUAGACAACAUGUUGAUCGCUGAAGGAGUGUCUGGUCCUGAAAAGAAUUCAAGUCAGGCAAUAACAGGAGCACAAAGUAUUCAGUCUGAUAGCGCAAUAGAACACUCCGAUUAUAGAGCAAAGCUGGCCCAAAUUCGUCAAAUUUAUCAACAGGAACUAGAAAAAUACAACCAGGCUUGCACAGAGUUCACAAAUCAUGUUAUGAAUCUUCUUAGAGAGCAGUCACGUACUCGACCUGUUACGCCCAAGGAAAUCGAAAGAAUGGUCCAAAUUAUCCAUAAGAAAUUCAGUUCGAUUCAGGUGCAACUGAAACAGUCGACUUGUGAAGCCGUAAUGAUUCUGAGGUCCAGAUUUUUGGAUGCAAGAAGAAAACGCAGAAAUUUCAGUAAGCAGGCUUCAGAAAUCUUGAACGAGUACUUCUAUUCCCACCUUUCAAAUCCAUAUCCUAGUGAAGAAGCUAAAGAAGAAUUGGCACGUAGGUGCAACAUCACAAUCAGUCAAGUUUCAAAUUGGUUCGGUAACAAGAGAAUUAGGUACAAGAAGAAUAUAAGUAAAGCGCAGGAAGAAGCAAAUUUGUAUGCAGCUAAGAAAGCAGCAGGUGUUUCUCCAUUUGGUGAUGGUACUCCAACAUCAAUGAUGUCACCAGGUCCAGAUGGUGUUGGAUAUUCUAUGGGCGGUUCUUACGAUCAAAGCCCUGCCUAUGAUUCAAGGUAUGAUCCUAUGAAUUCACCAUGAUGAUCGUAAAGUAUGGAUAUAGGCUUUGGUACUGAAAUAUUAGUAUUCUAAAAUAGCUGUAUGUUAGUUUUAAAACUUCGAAUUUGUUUGUAAAAGCUGGGAUCCGGGUUUGGGAAAACAAGAAAAAUUAUUCUGAAUCUUUCAUCUAUUUACCAAAAUCAAGAUUGGAAGUAUUGAGCAUUUUACCAUGUCUUAUUUUCAAUUGCAUCUACAUCAGAGUAUUUUUCUUGACCAGUGAUUUUUUUUGCUAUGGAUUGGACAGUAUUAAUGUGAAAGAUUCUUGUGUUUGAAUCAAGACUUUUGUGCUAAGUUAGUGUAGUUAAGUAAUACGUUUUCAAUAAUGUAUCUUGUGGGAAAUUAGCUUUGAUUUUUUCCAAACUCUUGAAAUUGUGCAACGUCAAUUAUUUGACAGAGAUAUCGCUUACGUUUCUUCAGAGUAAAAGAUUCAAUUGACGAAGUGAUCAAUUUGUGCAAUAAUAUUUUUUUUAUGGAGGAAAGUACUGCAAGAUUACCUACUGAAAACAUUCAUGAUAAUUUAUUUGUUUCAUAAAGUAUCCGUGUAGUAUUAAGAGUAAGAAAUUUCAAAUCACAAUUACGUUCUUAUUGACGAUUGUGAUUGUAUUGUCAUCCUAUGUAUACGAGCCUAAUAAAAAUAUAAAUACAACAUU